CUCAGUUCGUGGUCGGCCAACCAUUUCAAGAUUAAGCAGCUUGAGAUCAAGAAGCUGUAUAAGUUGUUACAAUGGCGUUGUCAAGGGAGUUAUUAAAGCGAUUAAACUCGGAUGACUAUCCUUUAGCGAAGCGAUUAAAAUUAGCGGAAACUGCGUUUUGUAAAGUCGAUCUGUCGCUUAUUCGAAAAGAGGACUUGCUUCUAGAAUGGCUAUGUAAAACUUGUGCCACGAAUCAACACGCUUGGAAAGCUUUGAAUAAUUGUUUGAAAUUUAAUAUUAUCAAUAUUAGAGCAGAUAUAAAACAAUGUUUAGUCGAUAUGCUUGUACAAACAUUAAAAACCGAUAUGAAAAACAUGUAUGAGGAGGUCCUUGAAUGCUGCAGUUUAAUUUUUGUUAAUAAUAGCAUGCGACAAUAUUUUAUAACCAAACCAAAGAUUCUAGGCUUAUUGAUGAGAGCUGUGUUAAAUAAUGUGUUGAAACGUUCUAGCUGUGACAAUAUAAUGCAAAAGAAGGUAAAUCAACUGUUUGAGCCAUAUAAAUUGUCAUCUGCAGAAAAUAAUGCUGUAAUAACCAUUGUCGAAAGUCUGAUGCAAAUGUAUAAACAGCUGAUUACUAUGAGAGAUGAUCUGAGAUUAAUUUUUAUACAAGAUAUUUUAUAUCCUAUGUGUAUUUUAGUUGAUUACACACAUAGAGAUAAUAUGAAUCGACUUAGCAUAGCAGCAUACAAGUGUAUUCAACAAUUGUUGCUAGGAAAAAAUAGAUCUAUACAAAAUAAACAGUCUGAAGAAAGUCAUCGAUCAAUGUUUUCAGACUUAUUUUGCAUGUUAUCUGAAAAUGUGAAGAUAUCAAGUCUUCGGAGUAAUCUUUUAACUUACCAGUUUAUUUUCCAUACCAUAAUAAGUACUUAUAAAUCAGAUACUUUGUUGGAUAUGUUUUUCAGAAAUUUAAUUAACUCUUCGGGAAAGUGUAAAUGGGAAAUUUUGGAUUCUUUCCUCAAACUACUGAAUGACAUAACACUCGACUUCGACAAUACCAUAGAUGGAAUUACAUUGACCGAGUAUUUUCAGAAUUUUAUAAGUGAGAUUUUGAUGAACGAUGAUGUAACGUGUGUGCAUUAUAGAGUACUUAUACAACUUUCAUAUAUCAAUCCACUUUUGAUAGAAAAAAAUAUUUCGGAUAUUGUAAAUAAGAUACUUAUGAAAGAACAAACUGUUGAUCGUACAAACUUGUUAAUUGCAAUUUUAUAUACCAGCACAAAAUUAAGACGGGAGCAAAAAUUUAUCUCGCAAUUAUUAAUAUCAUUAAAGCAAUAUGCUACGACAAAAGAGACAUAUAAAGUAAAUACAUCUGCUUUUUUCCCAAGUGAAUUUAAAAUCCAACUGAUAAAAACGAUUAGUAAUUUUUCGAAUUCACAAACUACUGCGACUCUAAAAACAUUGAUAUAUUAUUUAAAUACAGAUU
Mycetomoellerius zeteki is the source of this 1461-nucleotide messenger RNA. RefSeq lists its product as uncharacterized. The record is from RefSeq and is a predicted model, not a curated record. The transcript has 3 exons. Lineage: Eukaryota; Metazoa; Arthropoda; Insecta; Hymenoptera; Formicidae. The annotation marks the transcript as partial.